Rhodotorula toruloides NP11 is the source of this 597-nucleotide messenger RNA. Its product is annotated as Ras-related protein Rap-1B. The transcript has 7 exons. Gene Ontology annotation, biological process: signal transduction. The record is from RefSeq and is a predicted model, not a curated record. NCBI's taxonomy places the organism in Eukaryota, Fungi, Basidiomycota, Microbotryomycetes, Sporidiobolales, Sporidiobolaceae. Gene Ontology annotation, cellular component: plasma membrane. The coding region runs from base 1 to 597 and encodes 198 amino acids. Gene Ontology annotation, molecular function: GTPase activity; GDP binding; GTP binding.
AUGCCGCUGCCCGAGUACAAAAUCGUCGUGAUGGGGGGAGGAGGCGUAGGAAAGUCCGCCUUGACGGUGCGGUACAUGCACCAGAUCUUUGUGCAGUCCUACGACCCGACGAUCGAGGACAGCUACCGGCGUAACAUGACGGUCGACGGCAUCACGGUCUCGCUCGAAGUGCUGGACACUGCGGGCACUGAGCAGUUCAUGUCGCUUUCGAACCUCUACAUGAGAUCCGGAGACGGGUUCCUCCUUGUCUUUAGCCUCACCUCGAUGGAGAGCAUCUCGGAGCUGCAAACGAUCCGCGAGCAAAUACAGCGUGUCAAGGAGGCGACGGCGCCACCAGGGAAGGCACAACGGGUCCCGUUGGUGCUCGUCGGGAACAAGCUCGACCUCCAGUCGGAGCGACAAGUCGGGCGCGAAGUUGCCGUCAACCUGUCCAAGUCCUGGGGCGGGGUCCCCUACUACGAGACGAGCGCGCGCAAGGAGAUCAACGUUAACGAGAUCUUCGAGGACGUCGUUCGACAAAUGAUCAAGGCAGAUCACGCCACACCACGACGGAACCGCUCGAACCGGCCUGCGAAGCGGAAGUGCACCAUUCUCUAG